CAGUUGGGUGCCGGCCGGUUCCACGAAGGCACAUGAGCGAGUUGCUGAUAGGUAAUAAUUAGGCUGUCUGUGAGGCCAGUGGAUCUGUUUUCAGCGGAGUUCCUGUCGGUUAUGUAUCUAAAUCCGACAGCCACUAUCCCAAUGUAUGCCGGAUAACGUCCGUUUCGCUAGCGGCAGUUCCGGAGUGAUUGGUAUUAUACGAAUACGUCUUAAUAGACUGUGUCCUUGCCAGUGCCACCCUGCUCCUGUCCUCGUUCUUUCCAGCUUGGCUCUCUCUCUCUCGCUCUCAAACCAUAGUGAUUGUUCAAGCCCAUGAGUCCAUCUGCGAUUAACACCGCUCUCGAAAUUUACACCCGGCUACCUCCUGCAGAUCUUCCAUCCUCCUAACGCUUGCUCACUCGUCUAUAGUCCUCUGCAGCACUGUUUGGGAAAUCGCUUCUCACCCGGCAUCCGACUCGUCCUCCCACCCCUAGCGCGAGUCUUCUGGUCUCGCUUUGCUUUAAGAUUGCUGCCAAUCAGUCUGUCGCAAUCUAUGCCUCUCAUCCGAAGCUAACCCUCUCAGCUUCAUCGUACUAACAUUCUGCUUGUCCAAAGAAGCUUCGGAGCUAUAUCACCCUGUAUAGAGAAAAAAAAAAUGGGUCAAGAUUACUCCGCGCUAUUCAAUCAACCAAUGAUCCAACAGGAAUGGGCCAUCAGCGUAAAACCUGUGGUGCUUCCGGUCUUGACCUCAAUCUUUCUGCUCUUCAUUUCGGCAGUCUCAUUACCAUGCAAAGGUCGAUCGGCGGUUUACUUUAGACUAGCUCUGCUCCCGUUCCAAUUGAUAUUGACCCACGAUAUUUGCGUCAACAAGAAAUACUCCUUGGGAUCAGCUUUCAGGGAUUCAUCCUUUCCUACUUUCGGCUUCCUCCUCUUGUAUCGGGCCCUGGAUUUCUCGAUCUUAAACCUCUGGGAUCCCGAGCCUGCGUUUCAUUGGAUUGUUCCCGAUCGUCCUCCAACAACCGAAUCGAAAUCUAAAUCGCCAGAUGAGAAACCAAUCCGGUGGCGCAAGGUGCCACAUCCGCCCCUCUUCUCCUUCGAUCGUAUGCUCUGGGCCUUGGACAAUCUCACCCUCAUGAGGCCCGGUACACCCUUUCUAUUUCCGUGGAAAAUUAGAGCUCUCGAAUGGUCUCAAUACGCUCUUGAAUCACCUCAAACCAAAUUCGGAGAGCCCGAAUGGCCACUCUUGCCGGCCAUUAUUCAACAACUCGUUCAUCUGGGAUGUCAUCUCUACGUCCGUCAGCUUGAUCUCAAGGCCGGCCAGACAAUAUGGACUCUACCUCUGUUCGACCAACUUGCACUUACCUUCGCACUUGGCGGGGCUGUCACUUUCUCUUAUGCUCUGGAGGAAGCCAUCUUUUUCCCAUUGAUCUUGCGCUUCAACUUACUCCCGAAAACCGCACUGAUAUCUCAUUCAAAGAGAUCCAUCGCUUCGGCUGGCCUCGGCGAACUCUGGGGGAAAAGGUGGCAUCAUGUGUGGAAAAGAUGCUUCGUUCGACUGCCCCGAUUGAUGCCAGGAUCAAGUCACAGAUUGGUUCAGAUGUUUGGCGCAUUCUGGACUAGCGCGAUGUUCCAUUGCUUAGUCCUAGGAAGACUCUAUCCUACGCCAGACAUCAGCCGACCGAUUUCAUUUUUACCUUUGAUAUAUGAACCGGGAAUUUACAAAUUCUUCUUAUGUCAAGGCGCCGGAGUGAUUAUCGAGAAGAUCCUCUUAGGGGAUCCCAAGAAGGAUGAACGUCUGACCAAGAGAAUCAUCCGAAUCUUUUACCUGUAUUUUUUCCUACUCGGGGCCGGUAGAUACUCGACUAAUUCUCUCGCUGUCAAAGGUCUAUUGGAUAGAGACCAAUGGAAUACUGUGACCAUCCCAGCUAUCUCUAGAAUGUUUUAUGAUAUUUUCUUUGCAGAAUGACUGUCUGUUUUCUUUAUGUAAAAUCUCCUUUCAUUUGUUUUUAUUUACAUUUUUUUCCAUCACAUAUCUUACUGGGAACCUUAGGGUCUGUAAUUCCAUAUAAACAUUGUUGUAUGCAAUCCUUUAUACCAGCACACCUCUUCCUUGUCAGAUGUCAUCUGUAAAGCUCCUGGGACCAUGAUAGCUGAAGUCAUUUGCAAUUGGUCAACUUGCCCAAAGCACUUCAACUUUGAUGCUUUCAAACAAGAUAGUAAUAGAAGGCUCUCCUUUUUUGCACACC
Molecule: messenger RNA, 2225 nt
Organism: Puccinia graminis f. sp. tritici CRL 75-36-700-3
Lineage: Eukaryota; Fungi; Basidiomycota; Pucciniomycetes; Pucciniales; Pucciniaceae
Exons: 2
Coding region: 635-1945 (436 amino acids)
Source: RefSeq, a predicted model, not a curated record